This is a messenger RNA of Cyclocybe aegerita, 1095 nucleotides long. The record is from the annotation of a GenBank genome assembly. Lineage: Eukaryota; Fungi; Basidiomycota; Agaricomycetes; Agaricales; Hemipholiotaceae.
AUGGCUCACAGAACGUAUGGGGCCGUUUCAUGGUUUGAGCGCCUUCGAACGGUGCUCAUUCUUCUACCCCUUCCCUUCAUAACCAUAUCGCGCCUCCUCCUUUCCCCAUUUCUAUCGUCAGAGAGACACAAAACAUGGCGCCGCGUCCUUACCGAUGCAUCCUUCCGGUACAUUUCAUCAUCGAUGCGCGUGAACGAGAUGCAGAGCGUCAUGGGGACAACACGGAAGGUUUAUGAGGGUUGGGCGAAGAAGAACGGCGUGGAGGCCAGGAUUGACGAGCUCGGUGAUGAUGCUCGUCUCCUUUGGUUCACAGAGAGAAGAACGGACAAGGUCCUACUUUAUAUUCAUGGUGGAACAUACUGUCUACCUCUCCAAGAUUUCGCGGCGACAUUCUGGAAGGACACAAUCGCCAACAUCGAGAAGACAACCGGAUCUAAGGUUGGCCUGGUCGCAUUGAAUUAUUCUCUCAUCCCAGAAGCCUAUUUCCCAACCCAACUCACCCAACUCGUCAGAGCCAUCCACCACCUCUUCCAGCAAGGUGUCCAUCCCUCGAACAUCCACCUCGCAGGCGAGUCAGCCGGCGGAGCCCUUGUUCUGCAGCUCCUCUCGCACAUCCUCCAUCCUGUGCCCAACGUCCCACCGAUCGCGGCCAAGUUUGGUAGCGCGUGCAUCCUGUCACCUUGGGUCUCACUGGACGGCAAGACGGGAUCGCAUCUCCUCAACUCGAACAACGAUGUCCUGCCGGCUUAUACUUGGGCAUACCUCGGCGAGCAGAGUACACCAUCGUUCGAGGUUACGGGGCUUGGUGCGGAGGGUGCGAGGCCGUACCUAGAGGCUCUGAAGGCCCCUGAAGACUGGUGGUAUGGGCUUAGUGGUGUUGUUAAACGCAUCUUCGUCAGUGUCGGCGAGUACGAGUGCCUGCGGGACGAUGUGGUGGAGGUUGCUCGGAAGUUGGGCAAAGACGACUUCGUGACGACGGUCGUUCAGAUGAAGGGCGUUCAUAACGACCAGUACUUGGAUGUUAUGGCGGGUGAGAAGCGCCCCGGAGAGUUGACUCUGAAGAUUACGGAGUGGUUGGAGAAGAAUUUGGCGUAG